AGGGAAAUGGCGAAUCGUGUUGUCGCCACCCUUCCGCGCAUUCGUGCUACAAUAGGGCAUAUACCUCAGCGACUAAAGACAGCCAACAUCGAGCCAAGCUCUCGAGCCCGGCUUGAGAUUCUUCGUCGUAUCGUUACACGUCUAGUCCGUGAAGAACGAAUUGAGUUGCCAUGGAAUAGAGCUGUAGAAGCUCGACCGUACCUAGAAAGGUUAAUCCAACUUGGAGUUGAAAGAGGUGAACAUGAUGAAUACACCACAGAAAUGAUGGAAUGGUGGUUACCCGAGGUGGAUCUAAUCACAAAAAUGCAUAAGCAAUGGAUUAAUGAAUAUGUUUUUCUGGUUAUUGUACCGCGAUUUGUUGGCAUCGAUGGACCAUUCACGUCAAUAUAUCGUCUUCCAAAACAACGUCUUAUGCAGAGCACAGGACCCAGAUAUGAACGAUGGAGAAGAGUCGAUAUUGCUAUAUUGGAAAUCGAUGGAAAUCCUUUCCCGCCUGUAUUAGGCGAAAAACCUGACAAUUCGUCGUCACUGCUGAAUAUUUUGCUACGGGAUAGUCUUCAGAACCGGUUAAAGAAGCUUCAAACGAGAGUGAAAGAUUAA
This is a messenger RNA of Haemonchus placei, 600 nucleotides long. Lineage: Eukaryota; Metazoa; Nematoda; Chromadorea; Rhabditida; Trichostrongylidae. The record is from the annotation of a GenBank genome assembly.